Esox lucius (northern pike) is the source of this 723-nucleotide messenger RNA. RefSeq names its product gremlin 1a, DAN family BMP antagonist (gene grem1a). The record is from RefSeq and is a predicted model, not a curated record. Bases 57 to 599 code for a protein of 180 amino acids. The transcript has 2 exons. Gene Ontology annotation, biological process: animal organ morphogenesis. NCBI's taxonomy places the organism in Eukaryota, Metazoa, Chordata, Actinopteri, Esociformes, Esocidae. Gene Ontology annotation, molecular function: receptor ligand activity; BMP binding.
UGACGUUUAUUCCAGAUUUAACGGGAGUGUUUCUGUUGUUUUUAUCGGCUAUCAGGAUGAGGACAUCGAUCGUCUUUGCCUCCGCCAUGGUGUUGGGACUGCUAGUCUGUCCGCGUGCGAGCGCAGCUGUAGGUGGCUACCAGGGAACGGUUCCGCACCCCUACAAAUACAACCCCAACGAGUCCGAGCGUUCACCGCAGCAGCCACCACAGAACGGAUUUUUUUCCCGUAAUACGGGUCCAGUGACAGCCACCGAGGAAGUCCUAGAAUCCAGUCAAGAAGCCCUACACGUCACGGAGCGCCGGUAUCUCAAGCUGGACUGGUGCAAAACGCAGCCGCUGAAACAGACAAUCCACGAAGAAGGAUGCCUCAGCCGCACCAUCAUCAACCGGUUCUGUUACGGGCAGUGUAACUCUUUCUACAUUCCCCGACACAUCUAUCAAGACGACGGGGCUUUCCAGUCGUGUUCCACAUGUAAGCCGAAAACAUUCACCACGGUCACCUACACCAUCAUCUGUCCCGGACAGACUCCCAGCACCCGGAAGAAACGGGUCCAGCGCGUCAAGACGUGCCAUUGCGCUUCUAUAGACUUGGAUUAGAAAACAUUUGGGAUGGACACGCUUUUUUGUUAUUGAAUAUUAGUUUUUCUCCACGGGAACAGUUUUUAGCAACUUUGAAGGGACCAAUGUGUAAAAUCAAAGGUGCAUCCAUGGCAAAAAAAAA